Sordaria macrospora k-hell is the source of this 1578-nucleotide messenger RNA. The record is from RefSeq and is a predicted model, not a curated record. NCBI's taxonomy places the organism in Eukaryota, Fungi, Ascomycota, Sordariomycetes, Sordariales, Sordariaceae.
AUGAACCCCGACAGACAGGCCAUGAUCGCCGGCUUGGGCAAAGACCGAGGAGAGCGAGACAACAACAGACGAGACAUCACGGCCCCCAGACUCGACAACAACAACCGAAUCUCCAAGCCCCAGUACAAGCCCUCCUCGAAACCCAUUACAGGCUCAAAUAGUACCCCCGUCGGCAACAGCUCAGGUCCCGGCGGCGGCAAAUACCUUACCCAGGACGAGCAGUCAGAGCAGUUCGUCGCCGACGAGGACAAGUUCGUGCUCAAGCAAGCAAAGAAGAAGGCCGACAUCCGCGUCAGAGAACGUCGCGCAAAGCCUAUCGACUUCCUGGCCUUCAACCUCCGCUUCAUCGACACCGACCGCGAUGUCUUUGACGAUCACGAUGACGACGUCGACAUCCCCGUGCCCUCUCCCGAGCGACUCCUCCAGAGCCUGAACAACAACGAGUCCCAGCUGAAGGAGCUGGAGGAGGACAUCAAGUCAUACAACACCCUCGAGACAAACCGCCGCAACAAGGAGUACUGGUCAGCCCUGGCUAUCCUGUGCGACGAUAAGCGCAACAAGCUCAAGCCACAGGGAGCAGAAGGACGAGCCGUCAACACGGUGGCUGCGGAUGUGGACAAGAUCUUUGCGCCCAAGACGCUAGAGCAGCUGGAGACGUUGGAGAAGCAGAUCAGGGCCAAGCUACAGUCCAACGAGCCCAUCGAUACCGACUACUGGGAAUCCCUACUCAAGAAUCUGCUGGUGUACAAGGCAAAGGCCAAGUUGAAGCAGGUGUGCUUGGAGAUCAAGGCCGCCCGGGUUGAGAUUCUCAAGGCUAAGGACCCCGAGAGAGCCAAGGCGUUGGAAGAAGCUGACGGUCUCCCUGAUGCGGCCCUCCCCUCGACCUCGGGCUCUUCCAGGACCUUGAUCCGCCCUGUCGCAGCCUCAACAUCGACAGCACUUGCCGCAUCCUCCAGUAGCAGCAGCAGCACCGCCCCACCCCCCGGUACCGCUCGCUUCGCCUCCACCGGCAACGAAGACUUCUCGCAAGCUACCAAGGCCCUCUACGACCGGGAAGUAGCCCGCGGCUUCCUCGAAGGCGAAGAAAUCUUCACGGCUGAAGAAUCCCUGACCGCAAAUCCCAAGCCCGUGUGGGCCGACAAGUACCGUCCUCGCAAGCCGCGCUACUUCAACCGCGUACUCAUGGGCUACGAGUGGAACAAGUACAAUCAGACCCAUUACGACCACGACAACCCGCCGCCCAAGGUCGUGCAGGGAUACAAGUUCAACAUCUUUUAUCCCGACUUGAUCGACAAGACCAAGGCGCCCACCUUCAAGAUCAUCAGGGAGGGCGGGAGACGUAGGGGGGAGAGCUUUGCGCCUGCGGGUAAGGAGGACACCUGCUUGAUCAGGUUCGUGGCCGGACCGCCGUAUGAGGAUAUUGCAUUCAGGAUUGUGGAUAGGGAGUGGGAUUAUAGCGCCAAGAAGGAGAGGGGGUUCAAGAGCAGUUUUGACAAGCCGGCCGGCCGGCCGGCUGUUGGUGAUGGUGACAACGUUGGUUACCAUGGCUACGUUGGCCCAUACCACGGCCCUCUAUAA